CUAAAACAUUUUGCUAACUCCCAAAAUUCUCGUUUUGUUUCCUUCCUUUAAUUCCUGUUUUGUGGUCACAUUUAUUUGCCAUUUUUAUCAUCACUUCCUUCCUUGCAAGACUCCUCUUCUUCUUCUUCUUCUUCUUUGUACCAUUCAUCAUCAUCCAACACUCACAAAUUAGUAAUAAUUUUUUGAUCAGAUUGUCAUAAAAAAAAAAAAAACACAAUCAGCUGUCUCUCUUUCAUUUUUCCUUGUCUAAUUAUAUGAUCUGAUCCUCUUAACCAACUCAAGAUUCUCCCUUUCUUUGAAAAAACAAAAAAGUCCUGUUUUCUCCAUAACACUAAGCUAUACCGCACUCAAAAAAAAAAAAAAAAAAAAAACACUUGUUUCUUUCCACUCAAUAACAACAACAACAACAACAACAAGCACAAUUAAACCCCCCACUUCCCACAUCGAUGAAUGGUGACCCAUUCUGUUAUAAAUCCUCUGUUUCAUUUCAUUUCGAUGAAAGAUUAAUGGGUUCGAUUCAGAUUUUGGUGUUUUGUCUUCUGUGUUUUGCUUCUUCAACGUAUGGGUAUGAUCCAUUGGAUCCCAAUGGCAAUAUCACAAUCAAAUGGGAUGUCAUGCACGAUGAUCAGAAUACCCAAGUUGUUAGAGUAUCCAUAUUCAAUUUUCAGCUCUUCCGGCACGUAGAGCAGCCCGGAUGGAAACUGACAUGGAACUGGACUGGUGAUGAGGUAAUCUGGGACAUGACGGGUGCUGAAACUACAGAACAAGGGAAUUGUUCUGCUUUUAAGAGUAAACAACUCCCACAUUGUUGUGAUAGGCAACCUGUUAUAGUUGAUCUUCUGCCUGGAGCCCCAUUCAAUAAGCAAGUUGCAAAUUGUUGCAAAGGAGGGGUGCUGUCAUCAAUGACCCAGAAUCCUUCGAAAUAUGGCGCUUCUUUCCAGAUGACCAUCGGUAGUUUUAACGCGAGUGUGAAUGGCACUACAGGCGAAGCUCUGACAGGUUUUCCGCAGAACUUCAGCAUUGGACUUCCUGGUUAUACAUGUGGAGAACCAUUGCAAGUCCCUCCUAGUAAGUUUAUUGAGGAUCGUGGCCGGCGAAGGACUCAAGCUCUUGAUACAUGGAAUAUUACUUGUUCAUAUUCACAGUUCAGGGCAACACCUACCCCAACCUGCUGUGUUUCCUUAUCCGCUUUCUACAAUGACACAAUCAUUCCAUGCCCUAAAUGUAGUUGUGCUUGCCAAGGCCAACCAACAGCAAAAUGCAUCAACCCUGGUGAACUGCCACCGGUGUUGCAGCUACACCACAAUGAAGAACCACAGCCGGUGGUAAGAUGUACGCCUCAUAUGUGUCCGAUAAGGAUUCACUGGCAUGUAAUGCUUAGUUACAAGCAGUACUGGAGAGUGAAGCUCACAAUCACCAACUUAAACUUUGUGAAAAACUACACCGAUUGGAACCUAGUUGUUCUGCAUCCAAACCUCAAAAAAGUUACCCGGGUUUUCAGCUUCAAUUACAAGCCCAUAAAUCAAUAUGGGGCACUCAAUGACACGGGGAUUUUCUACGGGAUUGAGUACUAUAAUGACAUGCUUCUGCAAUCAGGGAAGACUGGAAAUGUGCAGACUGAACUAUUACUCGAGAAAGAUACAGGGUGGAAAUUCAGUUUUGGAGAAGGAUGGGCAUUUCCAAGGAAAAUAUCAUUCAAUGGGGAAGAAUGUGUGAUUCCACAACCAGAUUAUUACCCUACACUUCCAAAUUCAGGGCCAUUUACUGCAAUUGCGUUACCUCUCUCACUUAUUGUUCUAAUAGCAUUUCUUGUACUCUAUAGAAUGACCUGAAUUUCACUUAUUCAUCCAUGAUAUACUUAGUUUAGUAAGAAUAAGACCAUAAUUUAUGUAAAGAUUCAUCCAUACAUUUUAGACCCUUCUAAUUGGUCAAUUUUCUAUUUUAUACUAGUAUUUCGAGUUGGG
Oldenlandia corymbosa var. corymbosa is the source of this 1964-nucleotide messenger RNA. The record is from the annotation of a GenBank genome assembly. NCBI's taxonomy places the organism in Eukaryota, Viridiplantae, Streptophyta, Magnoliopsida, Gentianales, Rubiaceae.